Molecule: messenger RNA, 3293 nt
Organism: Phalacrocorax carbo (great cormorant)
Lineage: Eukaryota; Metazoa; Chordata; Aves; Suliformes; Phalacrocoracidae
Source: RefSeq, a predicted model, not a curated record
CCACUCCUCUCACUGGCGGGCUUUUCUUCUGAACUGUUGGAGAAUGGCAGUGAACUUCACCUGCAGCUUUGCCGCACUUUGCUGGUUAGCAUUCUGGGGCUUCAUCAGGACCUCAGAUGAUACAUAUGUACCACCACCUAAUUCAACCAUGAAACCUGGCUUUCCUGUCCCAAUGAACACCGACAAUCCUGGUGUUCGCAAGGCAGCUCGCUUUGGGGUUUACAGAUACAACAACAGUUCCAAUGACCUCUUUCUGUUUAAGGAAUCACAAAUAAACAAAGCCAUGGUACAGAUUGUCAGAGGGCUGAAGUACAUGCUCCAUGUGGAAAUUGGACGCACCGUGUGUGAGAAGAAGGAGCACUCCAGCCUGGACAACUGUCACUUCCAGAGGGAAAAAAAACUGCAACAGAUGCUGAAAUGCUAUUUUGAGGUCUGGAUAACACCUUGGUUACAUAAAGCAUAUGUCCCCACUGCUGCCUGUCACUGACUCACCUUUCUCCAUGAGAGCCUGACUAACAGUGGAUCUACCACCAUGAGCUUUUCCUUGCCUGUUGAGUCCGAAACUGGAGUAGGAAACAGCUGUACAGAAUCGCUACAGAGCUCUUCUCUCAAAGCACAUGGUUGUUUUUCUCCCUUAGAAAGAUGCUCAAAAAUCUGAGUGACAAAGACCUGCCUCGACUGAAUUUAUUGCUAUCCAGUUGUGUAUCUGUUUUUCCAAAACUAAACUGCAGAUGACACCAUGUUGCCAUUCAUUCCGUAGAGAGCCAACCACCCUCUGGCUGAAUUUCCAAGCAGUGUGAACACACCCAGGAAGCUCUGUUGGACUUGCUUUAUUCUGUGAUGAAUCUUUAUACAGCUAUGAUGUAAACAAGGCUAAACCACAGCACAUGUGAUUGCUAAGGAAAGCUUUACAACAGUGGGAUAUUUUGCCUGGGGACACAUACACACACACACAGAGACACACACACACAAAGUCUUAGGAGUUUCCAGUCUUAGAGAAAAGGUUAGACAUAUCUGUCAGGAAUGUAUGAGGUAGUGUUGUUUUUUCAAGAUGAGAGUAUGGAUAAGGCUGUUUUGAAACACACCCACAGCCCUGAAAUUAUACAGUCUAACUAGUGCUUCUACUUUGAUCAAAACCUAAUCUAUACUAUGAAAGGCAAUGAUUGCAAAUGCCAAGAUGAAUAAACCCAAUCAUAUUCCCAAAGCAUAUUUUUGCUAAGGUUAAACAAUGUACUUUCAUUCAGGUUAAUAUAAAACAUUCACUCUGUGGUUGACGACAGCUUAUACUCAAGUUUAGUAGAAUGAUGGACUUCUCUAGGUGCCAUUCCUUCAGCUUUCACUCUUCAUGCAUGGGCAGAUUGUUGCUUAUGCUGGACUAAGGCCCUCAUUUGGAAGGAUUUGGGUAACUGCUCCCUUAAUACAGCAAUAAAGUCAGUCAUACACAGAUCAGCAAUUAUAUACGGAUAGGGCCCUGACCUAAGCUAUGAAGAACACUUUCUUUCCACAAACACCCCUUCUCUUCUGAUAGUUGUUGCCCUUUCUGCAGCAAUAUUGCAGCUCCUAUUAGCAGUGACACCUGCACUUUCAGCCUUUUAACAACCAUUCACUCAGAAAGGCCAGCAAAGGGCUCCAGGCCAAGGUCCAGGGAUCUUAAGGCAGAUGGAUCUAUAAACAGCACAGCUGAGGUCUCUGCACCAAGUAAUCCCUAAGCAAACCUUUGCAGGCUGAGCAAGUCUCAAGUUCUGCUUCAGAAACAUCACUUGUGAUGAGCAGGUGGCCCAGCAGCAGUUCAAAUUCAGCAUCCACUGCCAGAGAGACAGCUGUGCUGCAUCUUAUCUUUGGGGGUAGUGGUCUCUUAGCUGAAAAAGAAGAAAAGCUCAAAAGAAACCUUCAGAAGGACCAUAGAUGGACAUAACAUGGUGCUACAUUUAUCCAUCACACAAACCACCAUUGACAGCCUGAUGCCAAAGACAAGGAAAAACAAAGCCAACUAUGGUGGCUCAAGUUGUCCACAAAGCAGGAAAGCCAAGCCACAGCUAAGUUUGUAAGAGGGCAAGAGGAGCCAGGAGGACCUGCUCUCCAAACCUCAAAGGGAUUAGCAAUGGCCUCAAUCCCUCUUCAACUUCAUCUGGGUGAUUCACACAAUACCAAGGGCUUCCAACCAGGCCAUCAGCUCCAGACAGCCUGGGCCCAGAACGGGCCAGACAGAUCCACAUUUCUUCCUUCAGCCAGCAGGGCAGCCUGGUGCUCAGUAACAGAUGUCAUCAGCCUUUCCACGUGCCACAGUGGGGGCAAGAAGGCAGCAUGCAAUCAGCUUAGGUCCGUGCAGAGACUCCUGCGGGUAGUAAGCACACCACAGAGCAGUCUCCUAUGCGUGACCCUUCAAGCCCCCUGCAUAAAGAGCUUCAUCUCAGUCUCCUCACAGAGUCAGUUCCCCAUUUGUCAGAGAAAUAAAAGUUAAAGCCAGGUGAACCUGGCGUCACGCAGGCUAACAAACCCAACAUGCUCUUGCUGUUUUCUCAAGGAAAAUGCAUCCAGAUGUUCGGACCUCUCUAUCCAAACUGGCUUGUUUUGAAGCAUGUUUUACAUAAAACUGUUGCCAGCAUUUACUGCACCACAGAUGAGCUCACUGAAACCACCACAGUGGGAAAGGAGACAAGCACCUUCUGAGAAAGGCAGAUUAGCCAUAUGUUUACACCUGCAGCAAAGUGCUUAUUGUAACAUUACAAUAAGGCAGGCACACUGGAAUAGCAGCAUCCAUCAUCCCCCCAGGUAACAGUUGUCACAAGCACCAAAGAAAGGAGCAGAGAUAAAGUCAACUGAGUUCUUUGUACCACCCCAGAGCACUUUGUGCAGGAAGGAUUUGGGCAAUUAAAGAGUCUUUUAUCAGGAGGAAGAUGCAUUUAAUCGCAAUGACAUGCAGCAGUCAGAAGUCAAUGUCUCUGCCCUCUGCAUCUUUGCUGGCAUUUACAACAAGGUUAACUGUUCACCUAUACAUUCUAGGGAGUCCAUACCCUUGCAGAGCUUGCUGAGGCUCUGACAUCUUGUCCUGGUUUUGGCUGUGAUAGAGUUAAUUUUCUUCAGAGUAGCUAGUAUGGGGUUAUGUUUUGGAUUUGUGCUAAAAACAGCGGUGAUAAUGUGGAGAUGUUUUAGUUGUUGCUAAAUAGCGCUUACACUAGUCAAGGACUUUUUCAGGUCCCCGUGCUCUGCCAGGUGCACAAGCUCGGAGGGGACACAGCCGGCACAGCUGACCCCAACUAACCAAAGGGAUAUUCCAUACCAUAUUAUGUCAU